Molecule: messenger RNA, 1775 nt
Organism: Lasiosphaeria miniovina
Lineage: Eukaryota; Fungi; Ascomycota; Sordariomycetes; Sordariales; Lasiosphaeriaceae
Product: SPX domain-containing protein
Exons: 4
Coding region: 417-1775 (452 amino acids)
Molecular function (GO): metal ion binding
Source: RefSeq, a predicted model, not a curated record
GGUAUGUACAGUAUUGGUUCAGCGAGAUCACCUGGCCCACACGCAAGACACGGCAAGGACGACUAGGAAGGAAUUUGGAAAUGCUGGGAGUACCGCUAGGUAAUUGGGGUUUUCUCAAGCUUCCACGGCCAGGCGGAAAGAUCGCCAUAGGAAGACGAUUGGCUAUGCCGAUUAGGCUUGUAUUUCUAGCGUUCUUGAUCUAUGAAUUCGCGGAUCGCAACAUCGCCACUUAUCCCCUGUGAUCAACCAACGGACUCACAGCGUCAGGUCUCCAAACCAGGAAGUUAUUCAGAUCCGAACAGACGUCGACAGUGUGUCGUGCCUCGCGGCUCAGCCUCGUGCUGAUUGAAGACUCUUCCCGUCAUGCGCACGCUCUCAAAUACCCAGGAACUUGUCUAGUCGGAGGGUACAGAGCGAUGAAAUUCGGCCACUCGUUCAAGGAGGCCUUGGAGGGGGCGGCCUAUCCCAGUCACUGGGUAGAGAGGGCGAUUCCCUAUCGAGAGCUCAAAAAAAUCUUGAUCAAGGUUCGAGAGGAGCUAAUUAAAAAGGGUUAUGACCACGAUACCCUUCACCAUCUCCUCGAAAGCCGUAACGCCGAGUAUAACCUCCUAGCGGGAGAUUCACAAUUUUUACGGCCUAGGCUUGUCGUGCGCCCAGAGUCUAACACUUCGCCGUUGCCUUUGCCGGAGCUAGAGCCAGAGCCAGAGACAGAGGGCUUUACGACAAUCACAUCCUUGGCAGAGUCUAGUAGUGCCUUGAAGCUACAUGGAAAUGAGCCUCUCCCCCAAAAACAAUACCAAGCUGAUCAGUGGGGAUGGGUGAAGAUUCCCCUAGAUGCCGACACUAGGUUCUUCGCUGUCCUCCAGGCCGACGUUAAUGAGCUGGAUAAACUACAAACCAAGGAGCGGCAGUUGAUGAACGACGACAUCCAUGUUCUUGGCAACGAGAUAUUCGAAGUCGCCAAGCCCCGGAAGGGGCUCUUCCAUCUCUCAAAGUCAGAUCUAUAUCGGUGGCGCGAGAUAUUUGAGCUUUACCUUGCUGCUCAAGUCUUCUUCUCGACCGUGGAAACAGCCGGCGGUACCCGAACCAGCGAAAAGGCGCGAAAACAACUCGUCUGGUUCCAGGACGAGGUCAAUAAGCGACGACUCUUGCACAGGUUCAAACUUGAAGCCAGCGCUAUUGCUUAUUCACGAUUUCUGUCACUGAAUUCAGCACUACUCAAGAAUCUGCAAUUCCAGGAGCUUAACCAGACAGCUGUCACCAAAAUCAUCAAGAAAUUCGACAAACAAACAUCGCUGGGAAUAAAGGACGUGUUUCCCAAAGCCAUGAAUUCCGCCCACUUCAUCGCUGAAUGUAUUUCCAAGGACAUCUGCGCACAAAUGUCCCAGGAGGUACUCAACAUUGUUCCACAGGUCGCAGACUACACAUGCACAAUUUGCCUUUCUAUCUGCUGGCUGCCCAUACAGCUCGACUGUAGACAUACAUUUUGCAUCCGCUGCAUGAUCAAGAUGCAGAAUCGAAAUAAGAGACUCUGUCCGCUGUGUCGUGCUAAUACAGUCAUGCUAGCUACUGAAGGCAUGCUUUCCAUUAACCCAUUGUUCUUCCCCUCCCCCCCCCUCCAAACACUCGUACCGCACAUAGACGCGAAACUCAUGGUUUUUAUGGAGCGUUGGUUUCCAAAGGAGACGAAAGAAAAACAAACCUACAACGAAAUAGAGCGACGCAAGGAGCUCCUAGGCGAGACUGACAUAGAUACUGGAUGCUCCAUCAUGUGA